AAUUUACCAAUUUUAACAGAAACGAAGCCACGAAGAGAAGAGAAAGAAGAAGAAAGACUCUAGAAAUUUCUCACAUAGGGUUUGGAUUUUUCGGGCAAUCUUCUUCCUCCGCCACUUCUUCUCGCGCGAUCUUGUUCGGAUCUCACUCGUUUUCAUGAUCAUCUUCUCCGACGACCUCUGAAUCCGCUCCGUUCUUUCUCGCCGCGCGUCUCAACUGGCAUCAUGAUCUCCGUGCAAGGCGAUCACCACCGCCACCACUACCACCACCAGCCGCAGCUUACCGGCUCCGCCGACACUUCUCGGCCGCCGAUUACCGGGGAUCGCGUCGAGCCGUUCUCCAUCAAGCAGGAACCCGCGUCGCUCACUCUUUUGCCGUUACGCGGUCAUGAUUCUAAUGAAGUUGAUGAAGAUUUGCAUUUGUCUCUUGCACAUCAAAUGUACAAGACUGGCAAUUAUAAGCAGGCCCUAGAACAUAGCAACACUGUCUAUGAGAGAAAUCCGCUCCGUACUGACAACUUACUACUCCUGGGUGCAAUUUAUUAUCAGUUGCAUGAUUUUGACAUGUGUGUUGCAAAAAAUGAAGAAGCACUUAGGAUUGAGCCACACUUUGCUGAGUGUUACGGCAACAUGGCAAAUGCAUGGAAGGAAAAAGGAAACAUUGACCUUGCAAUUCGCUACUACUUGAUUGCCAUUGAGCUUCGUCCCAAUUUUGCUGAUGCAUGGUCAAAUCUAGCUAGUGCAUACAUGCGUAAAGGAAGACUCACUGAAGCAGCCCAGUGUUGUCGUCAAGCACUUGCUAUAAACCCUCUAAUGGUUGAUGCCCAUAGCAACUUGGGUAAUCUAAUGAAAGCUCAGGGCUUGGUGCAAGAAUUCGAUACAGAUAUCAAGUUGUUGUCUUCAAGCCAGGACUCAGAUGAUGGUUGGUCUUGUUGUAACUUCCAUCUGCAAGACUGCAAAUAGUCAGAAUCUAACAUUUUGUGCAGGCAUACAGUUGUUACCUUGAGGCAUUGCGCAUUCAACCUACCUUUGCUAUUGCAUGGUCAAAUCUUGCUGGUCUGUUCAUGGAGUCUGGUGAUUUCAACCGAGCCCUUCAGUAUUACAAGGAAGCAGUGAAACUAAAACCUUCCUUCCCUGAUGCAUAUCUGAACCUUGGGAAUGUGUACAAGGCUUUAGGGAUGCCUCAAGAAGCUAUUGCAUGUUAUCAGCAUGCACUUCAAACACGGCCAAACUAUGGCAUGGCUUAUGGGAAUUUGGCUAGUAUAUAUUAUGAGCAAGGUCAACUGGACAUGGCAAUUUUACACUACAAACAUGCUGUCGCAUGUGACCCGAGAUUUUUGGAAGCGUACAAUAACUUGGGUAAUGCUCUGAAAGAUGUUGGCAGAGUGGAGGAAGCAAUCCAGUGUUAUAAUCAAUGCCUUUCAUUACAGCCUAAUCAUCCGCAAGCAUUGACCAAUCUUGGAAAUAUAUACAUGGAAUGGAACAUGGUGGCUGCUGCUGCUUCAUAUUAUAAAGCUACCCUGAGUGUAACCACUGGAUUGUCUGCUCCUUAUAACAACCUUGCCAUAAUCUAUAAGCAGCAGGGGAAUUAUGCAGAUGCCAUAUCAUGCUACAAUGAGGUCCUCCGGAUUGAUCCCUUGGCAGCUGAUGGGCUUGUAAAUAGAGGCAAUACAUAUAAGGAGAUUGGUAGAGUUAGUGAAGCUAUCCAGGAUUACAUACGUGCAAUUACUGUCAGGCCCACUAUGGCUGAAGCCCAUGCUAAUUUGGCUUCAGCUUAUAAAGAUAGUGGGCAUGUAGAGGCUGCUGUAAAGAGCUAUAGACAGGCAUUGAUUCUUCGUCCAGAUUUCCCUGAAGCAACUUGCAAUCUCCUGCAUACACUUCAGUGUGUCUGCUGUUGGGAGGAUCGCGAUAAAAUGUUCAAGGAAGUUGAAGGGAUAAUCAGGAGGCAGAUUAAUAUGUCAGUUCUUCCUAGUGUCCAGCCUUUCCAUGCAAUAGCAUAUCCACUUGACCCAUUGCUUGCUCUGGAAAUUAGCCGUAAAUAUGCUGCACACUGCUCUGUAAUUGCAACUCGUUUUGCUCUUCCUCCAUUCAGCCAUCCUGCUCCUAUUCCAAUUAAGCGGGAGGGAGGAUAUGAGAGACUCAGAAUUGGGUAUGUGAGUAGUGACUUUGGCAAUCACCCCUUGUCACAUCUCAUGGGAUCUGUUUUUGGCAUGCACAACAGGAAGAAUGUUGAGGUGUUCUGCUAUGCCUUGAGUCCUAAUGAUUGUACUGAGUGGAGACAACGUAUUCAGUCUGAAGCAGAGCACUUUGUGGAUGUAUCUGCCAUGUCAUCAGAUGCGGUUGCAAAAAUGAUCAAUGAGGAUAAGAUACAUGUACUUAUCAACCUUAAUGGUUAUACAAAGGGUGCCAGAAAUGAGAUAUUUGCCAUGCAACCUGCACCAAUUCAAGUUUCAUAUAUGGGAUUCCCUGGAACAACUGGGGCUACUUACAUAGAUUACUUGGUCACCGAUGAGUUUGUUUCACCACUGCGUUAUGCACACAUUUAUUCUGAAAAGAUCGUCCAUCUCCCCCAUUGCUACUUUGUAAAUGAUUAUAAACAGAAAAAUCAGGAUGUGUUAGAUCCAAACUGCCAGCACAAACGAUCAGAUUAUGGUCUACCUGAGGAUAAAUUUAUAUUUGCAUGCUUCAAUCAACUUUACAAGAUGGAUCCUGAAAUAUUUAAUACAUGGUGCAAUAUUCUUAAACGUGUACCCAACAGUGCACUCUGGCUCCUGAGAUUUCCUGCAGCAGGCGAAAUGAGACUGAGAGCAUAUGCUGCUGCGCAAGGGGUACAGCCAGAUCAAAUUAUUUUCACUGAUGUCGCAAUGAAGAAUGAACACAUCAGACGAAGUUCUUUAGCAGACUUAUUCCUUGACACGCCCUUGUGCAAUGCCCAUACAACAGGAACAGAUAUACUAUGGGCAGGUUUGCCGAUGGUUACUCUGCCUCUUGAGAAAAUGGCUACCAGGGUUGCUGGGUCACUCUGUCUUGCCACUGGAUUGGGGGAGGAGAUGAUUGUUAGCAGCAUGAAAGAGUAUGAAGAUAGAGCAGUAUCAUUGGCUCUGAAUCGUCCGAAGCUUCAAGCUCUUACCGACAAGCUCAAAGCUGUGCGCUUGACGUGCCCUCUAUUUGACACAACGCGCUGGGUGAGGAAUCUCGAGAGAUCAUAUUUUAAAAUGUGGAAUUUGCAUUGCUCUGGUCAACGCCCGCAGCAUUUUAAGGUCACUGAAAAUGAUCUCGAAUGUCCUUGUGACAGAUAGACAUAGGAAUUAGACGGGAAUGUAGAUACGAAAAUCAAGAGAAAGUCGUAGUUACCCACAAAGUUGAGGCGUAGGUACUCAAAAAUGUUGAUGGGUUAUUAGUUACUCAUUGUUGAUGGAUCACCUUGUAUUUAGUAAAGGAAGAAAAAGGUUGUGGCGUAUUCACUGUUGAUGCAAUACCUCGUAUUAUAGCAAGUAAAAAAUGUGGCCUACUUUUAUUUAUAAUAGAAAAAGCUUGCAUUUUGAAUUUUACC
This is a messenger RNA of Abrus precatorius (Indian licorice), 3550 nucleotides long. RefSeq names its product probable UDP-N-acetylglucosamine--peptide N-acetylglucosaminyltransferase SEC. Lineage: Eukaryota; Viridiplantae; Streptophyta; Magnoliopsida; Fabales; Fabaceae. Bases 1062 to 3296 code for a protein of 744 amino acids. The record is from RefSeq and is a predicted model, not a curated record. The transcript is spliced from 28 exons. Gene Ontology annotation, biological process: protein O-linked glycosylation. Gene Ontology annotation, molecular function: protein binding; protein N-acetylglucosaminyltransferase activity.